AUGUCCGUUGCGCCGUCGCCCAAGUCGUUCACGGACCCGCCCGGAUACGCCUUCCCGGCCCACCGCCUCGCCCGCGAGCUCCGCAACCCAGACAAGCGGCCCGUCGUCCUCGUCGCCUGCGGCUCCUUCAGCCCCGUCACCUACCUCCAUCUCCGCAUGUUCGAGAUGGCGAAGGACUACGUCCGCCAGAACACCGACUGGGAGAUCGUCGGCGGCUACCUCUCUCCGGUCAGCGACCAGUACAAGAAGCCGGGCCUGAUCUCUGCCUUCCACCGGGUGAACAUGUGCUCGCUCGCCGCCGAGCAGACCUCGCAGUGGCUCAUGGUCGACCCCUGGGAAGCCGUGCAGGACUACCAGCGCACCGCCGUCGUCCUCGACCACGUCGAGCACGAGAUCAACACCGUCCUCGGCGGGAUCGCCACCUCCUCCGCGCCCGACGCGCCCCGCGUCCCCGCCCGCGUCCUCCUCCUCGCCGGCUCGGACCUCAUCGCGACCAUGUCCGAGCCCGGCGUGUGGUCCGAGCCCGACCUGGACCACAUCCUCGGCCGGUACGGCGCGCUCAUCGUCGAGCGCGCCGGCGCGGACACGGACGCCGCGCUCGACGCGCUCGCGCGCUGGCGGCGCAACAUCCACCUCGUCCACCAGCUCGUGCAGAACGACGUGUCGAGCACGAAGGUCCGCCUCUUCCUCCGCCGCGGCCUCAGCGUGCGCUACCUGCUCCCCGCGCCCGUCGUCGAGUACAUCGAGGAGCGCGGGCUGUACAUGGACGACCCCGCGGCCGCGGAGAAGGACAAGGGCAAGGAGCGCGAGAAGGGCGACGGCCCCGCGCCCUCUGCGUCGCCGUCGUCGUCUGCCGUCGCGGCAUCAUAA
Molecule: messenger RNA, 870 nt
Organism: Epithele typhae
Lineage: Eukaryota; Fungi; Basidiomycota; Agaricomycetes; Polyporales; Epitheliaceae
Product: Nucleotidylyl transferase
Exons: 2
Coding region: 1-870 (289 amino acids)
Biological process (GO): NAD+ biosynthetic process
Molecular function (GO): nicotinate-nucleotide adenylyltransferase activity; nicotinamide-nucleotide adenylyltransferase activity
Source: RefSeq, a predicted model, not a curated record